This is a messenger RNA of Arctia plantaginis, 1458 nucleotides long. The record is from the annotation of a GenBank genome assembly. NCBI's taxonomy places the organism in Eukaryota, Metazoa, Arthropoda, Insecta, Lepidoptera, Erebidae.
AUGAAUUUGGCGGCACCAACGGACGAUAUCGAGAUGGAGAAAAUCGCUGAAGAUGAACUGUCUAAGCUACAAAGACAGUUCAGAGUAAUGGAGAUAGACCGAGCCACGGUAAUGACGAGCGUGCAGCCUACGCUCAGGAUGCAGAAAAACAUCAUCAACUCACUUAACAGUGAUCUUGAGAAAAUCAUGUUGGAAUUAAAGUUUACAAAAAGCACUACAAACCUCCUAAAGAACUCUAAUACGCGGGAGAAACUGAUAGCUCUUCUGAAAGAGCACGAGAAGUUCGCGACAGAAGUAAAAGAACACAGAGGCACUAUCAAAGAGCUGGAUUUCUUGCUGAAACAAGUUCAGAAAGAGAUUAAAGUGUUAAGAUCUAAAGGCACGGCGCUUGAUACGGACACCAUCAAUGCCCUUAACAAUCAAAUGGUGAUCAGUCAACUGGAAAACCGCUUGGAUACGGCCAUGAAGAAGUUUAAUACUGUCAACAGCGAAAAUUACGCAGUGAGGGUGGAGAUAGACAGACUCCUUCGAGAUCGUCAAUUCUUCAACAAUCUUUGGAAGAAUCAAAUUAAACGACUCAUGGAUGGCAAGGCCAUGAUCAUCGAAUUGCUAGAGCAAGCUAUCACGACGUACGACCAACGCGAGGAGUGGUGCUCGAAGCUUGAUGCGCUCAAGGAGAAGUCAGCGAUGGACUACAGAAAACAUUGUUUGGAAGUACGCGAACUGCAACGCCAGCUGGACCACAGCAUGAAACUCGAAGAGUUUCUUCGCACUAAGGGCACUGUAAGGCUCACAGCUGCUGACGCCAAGGCGGAAGCCAAGAAACUUGAACAGCAGGAGGAAGAAAUGAGAGCGUAUAAUAAUUACGUCAAUAUAUUGGAUGCUAUAAGGGAGUUUGCCGGAGAAGAGGAUGUAGACAAGCUGAUCCAGGAGUUUACUCGUCGUGAGGAGGAGAACUAUGCUCUUUUCAACUAUAUCAACGAAGUUAACACUGAGCUUAAAAAUUUAAGCGAUAGCGUUAAAAUGCUGAAAGAUAGUAUUGAGGAAGAAAACAUCAAACAUCAGGCCAAAUUGUACAAACAGCAGGACAGUAUCGAAUCUCUCAAGAACACUCUGGAAGGAAAGAGACAAGCAAACGACAGCGCACGGAACACCUGUGAAAAAAGUUCCCAAGUGUUGGCUAAUCUACUGCAACAAAUCUAUGAUUUGGCUCUGUCUUCCGACUGCGAUUCUCUUCCCCUACUAAAAUUACUGGGGAGGCCCUUUGAAAUCAACGUCACUAACGCACGCCUCUACAUCAAGAGCUUGGAAAAGAAGAUCCUGGAAAUUAUUGAAGUUAUACGAAUGGACGAGGCCAUCCAACGUCAGUUGGAGAGCAAGGAGCGCACCCCGCCCUCGACCCGGCGCCGACGCGCGCGAGCCGCGCAGGAGGCGAGGCAGCGACUCGUGCAGGCCUAG